AAACCAAGAUCCGCACUUUGAACCAUCUCCGGUGCGCACAUGAUUAUACUUCCUCGAUUAAAACGCAGCAGAAUCGGUGUUUUAACUCCGAAAACAUGUUUUUCUUACCGUUUUUCUCGGCAACGACAUGGACUCUUAUUGUUCUCGCCUUAACCCUAUUGCUGUUGUAUGGCAUUUGGCCGUUUACAUUUUUUACAAAGAUGGGUGUUGAUGGGCCGAGACCUUUGCCUUUUUUGGGAACAAUGCCUUACUAUAUAAGAAGUCCGAAUUUUUCCUUUGAAUGCAGUAAGAAGUAUGGAGAUGUCUGGGGGCAGUUUGAAGGACGUUCCCCCUUAUUAAUGGUAACAGAUCCUGACAUGCUAAAGGUUAUUUUAGUGAAGGAGUGUUAUUCAACCUUUACCAACCGAUCGACCUUUGCUAAAGAACUUUUCGGACCAUUGAAAGAUGGACUUACCGUGGUUGAAGAUGACAGGUGGAAAAGAAUCCGGAGUACCAUAUCGCCAUCGUUUACUAGUGGAAGGCUGAGACAGGUCUUUCCCAUUGUUGAACGCUAUGCUGACCGACUUGUUAAAACCCUAGACACUGAAAAGCCGGACCAAUCUGUGGAUGUAAAAAAGUUUGUCAGCCCUUACUGCUUGGAUGUAAUAACCAGCGCUUCCUUCAGCAUUGACAGCGACACCACAGUCAAUCCAGAUGCUCCUCUCAGCGUUCAACUCAGAAAUCUCCUGAAGAUGAAAAUCUGGCCUUUUUUUGUAAUCAUUGCCUUGCCGAUUACUCAAUACUUUUUUAGGUUGAUUGGCUUUUCAAUAGUCAACAAAGCAAGUGUGGAUUACUUUCAGAACCUACUUAAAAGCUUCAAACAUGACCACAAGGAAGAUAAAUCUAGACACAGUGAUUUCCUUCAGCUGAUGAUUGAUAGUGAGAUCAAAGAGUCUGACAUUAAGGACGGAGUGGAGCCAAGUAAAGGUUUGACUGAACCUGAAAUACUCUCCCAGGCAUUAAUGUUCAUAUUUGGUGGCUAUGACAUUACCAGUGCCACGCUGUCUUACAUCCUGUACAACCUGGCCUUGAACCCUGAUGCUCAGCAAACCCUGCAGCAAAAGAUCGACGUGCACUUUCCAAAACAUAGUCCUGUUUCCUAUGAGGACCUGGUGAAUCUGGAGUACCUGGACAAUGUGAUUUCUGAGUCUAUGCGGUUGCUGCCAACCGCCCCUCGAAUUGACAGAAUGUGCAAAAAAACCAUCCAAAUCAAUGGACUCACCAUCCCUGAAGGGACAGCGGUGGGGGUCCCUUUGACAAACCUCCACCGAGACCCCCGCUUCUGGACUUCCCCUGAGCUCUUCAAACCAGAACGAUUCAGUAAAGACCACCGGGAGGACAUCCACCCCUAUGCCUACAUGCCCUUUGGCCUGGGUCCACGGAACUGUGUGGGGAUGCGCUUCGCUGUGAUGGUCAUGAAGAUGGUUCUGGUGCGCCUUCUGCAGGAUCACUACGUGGAGACCUGCAAGGACACCGUUGUUCCUCUGGAAUUUAAUAUGUUGUUUCAGCCCAAGGAGCCGAUCAAGCUUAUGCUUAGUCGAAGGGAACUCUAAUCCUCGAUCAAUGAAAAAAUCGCCCAACAAUCCUAUCUCUUAUCUUAAUUAUAGUAAGUAAGUAAGUAAAAUGUAUUUAUAAGGCACAUUUAAAAACAGUUUUCACUGGUCAAAGUGCUGUACAUGGUGAAAAUAUAGGCAUAUA
Messenger RNA from Gadus macrocephalus (Pacific cod), 1737 nucleotides. RefSeq names its product cytochrome P450 3A27-like. The transcript is spliced from 13 exons. Bases 96 to 1592 code for a protein of 498 amino acids. Lineage: Eukaryota; Metazoa; Chordata; Actinopteri; Gadiformes; Gadidae. The record is from RefSeq and is a predicted model, not a curated record. Gene Ontology annotation, molecular function: steroid hydroxylase activity; oxidoreductase activity, acting on paired donors, with incorporation or reduction of molecular oxygen; iron ion binding.